This is a messenger RNA of Heterocephalus glaber (naked mole-rat), 833 nucleotides long. Its product is annotated as histone H1.9-like. Gene Ontology annotation, molecular function: DNA binding. Gene Ontology annotation, cellular component: nucleosome. Gene Ontology annotation, biological process: nucleosome assembly. The record is from RefSeq and is a predicted model, not a curated record. NCBI's taxonomy places the organism in Eukaryota, Metazoa, Chordata, Mammalia, Rodentia, Bathyergidae.
UGAGGUCAGUGCAGAGAUAACUUCACCACCCGCUGGGCCUGCGGCACAAGUCCGCUGCGGCCAGCUGUGGGUGACUGUCCCUGGACCUCCCUCCAGGAAGUCACUAAGGGGAAGGAGCAGGACACAGCUUACCCUCCAUGGAGAGCCACCCAGCCACCACCCUGGAGGUCCUCACACCCAGCUGCCCUUGCCUUGCCCUCCAGGAAGAAAUACAGAGUGACUCUGCACUGCUGCCACCACCUGAGCACACCACUGCCAGCGCCGCCGAGGGUGGAGGCUGGCAAGCAAUCGCCUCAGGCGCCACCAGCAAGAACGAGACUGGACGCGCCACCUGCCCCAAAGUGUCCCCGAAGCCCAGCAUAUCCAAGGUGAUCCUGAGAGCCGCAGCAGACAAGGGCCCGCGCCACCUGGUGUCCCUAGCAGCCCUGAAGAGCGCUGUGGCCACCGUGGGCUACGACGUGAGCCGUAACGCCUGGCGCUUCAAGCGUGCGCUUAAGAAGCUGGUGGACCAAGGCAUGCUCCAGCAGGUGACUGGCAGGGGGGCCCUGGGCUCCUUCCGCCUAGGCAAGAAGCAGGCCUCCAAGCCCAAGCUCAAGGCCAAGAGUCCAAGCCAGUCACAGCGGAGACGUGCACAGCGCAGGGGUGGGCAGUGUCGGCCUGGGCAGCACCGAUCACUAUAGGGCUCUAGACAGGGCCACAAGCGGCUUCUCAAGGGGCCUUGCAGAGUGGCCAAGGAGCGCCGCAAGUAACAAGGCGGCCAGGUUGGCUGGCAGGGGGUCCAGGCCCGCCACAGGCUCAGUGCUGCGGGAAUAAAAGGAGCCUGACUUCCUGCA